AUGAUGACAACGGUGGUGGCGGCCCACCUCAUGGAGAGCCAGGUGCCUGUGAAUCCAGUGUCUGGACAGGAUGAGAUGAUCAUUGUCAUUGGUAUCACAAAAAACAAAAGCUACAAAGUCACCGGCCACUGGCAUACCAAGAAGCUACCCCACAAGACCGGGCAGAGGCUGCAUAAGGUUGCCUGUAUUGGGGCAUGGCAUUCUGCCAUGGCCUUCUCUGUGGUUCAGGCUGGGCAGAAAAGCUACCAUCACCACACUGAGAUCAACAAGAAGAUCUACAAGACCGGCCAGAGCUACCUCAUCAAGGAUGGCAAAGUAAUUAAGAACAAUGCUUCCACUGAUUAUGAUAUGUCUGAUGGGAGCAUCAACUCUCUGGGUGGUUUUAUCCACUAUAGUGAAGUGAUCAAUGCCUCUGUCAGGCUGAAAGGCUGUGUGCUGGGAACCAAGAGUCAACAGCUUAUUUUCUGCAAGUCCUCACUGGUACAGACCAAAGGACAGGCCCAGAAGACUGACCUCAGCUUCAUCAACACCACUUCCAAGUUUGGCUCUGUCUUAUUCCAGACUGUGGAGGAGAAGAAAGCUUUCAUGGGACCACUUAAGAAAGACCAAAUUGCUAAUGUCAGGAACAGACUGUGCAGCUGA
Messenger RNA from Canis lupus familiaris (dog), 642 nucleotides. RefSeq names its product 60S ribosomal protein L3-like. Lineage: Eukaryota; Metazoa; Chordata; Mammalia; Carnivora; Canidae. The record is from RefSeq and is a predicted model, not a curated record. Gene Ontology annotation, molecular function: structural constituent of ribosome; RNA binding. Gene Ontology annotation, cellular component: cytosolic large ribosomal subunit; ribosome. Gene Ontology annotation, biological process: ribosomal large subunit assembly; translation.